AAAUCCGCAUGUGCUACCGUCGCAUGAUACCCACACACACAACCAUGGCUGCCGUUGCUUUCUGUGGAGAGUGGUUUAUUUUCGCCUGUGACAAGAAACUCGUUGCAACUCACAGCAAACAGGCCAGAGACGUGUUUGUGUUUGACUGCAGCACUGCUGAGAAGAAGCCAAAGAAUGGGAAGGAUGAUAACAGCAGUGAUGGCGGUGCCUCAGAGGAAACAGGAAGUGACAAAGUCCUUGCCUUUGCCGUGUCUUCAUCUGGAAAGCUAGUGGCGCUGACUGAUGACACCAAGAGACUUGUCCUGUUUCGCUGUGAGCCGUCAUGGCAGUGUAUCAGCAUCAGGUGGGUGGUGAGGAGGUGUACCUCCCUGAUGUUCAGCCAGGCGGAGGACGAGCUGCUGGCGACUGACAAAUCAGGAGAUGUGUACUCCUUCUCAGUGUUGGAGCCGCAGAGAGAGGGAGAGCUGAAGAUGGGCCACCUGUCUAUGCUGUUAGCUGUAAGCAUGUCGCCAGACGACAAGUACCUCAUCACAGCAGAUCGUGACGAGAAGAUCAGAGUGAGCCACCUCAGGUCGCCAUACAACAUCCAGUCCUUCUGCCUGGGACAUCAACAGUUUGUCAGUGCUCUGCUGGUCCCUUCAGGUCAUCCACACUGGCUGCUGUCUGGAUCGGGGGACGGGAGCAUGAAGCUGUGGGAGUACGAGUCUGGGCGUAAGCUGCAGAGCUGGGACCUCAAGGAGCUUGAAGAUGCACCGAGCUCUGAGGCUGUCAAACACAAGGCAACUGUAUGCCGUAUCACCAGCUCUCCUGACUCUCGCUAUGUAGCUGUGCAGUGUGAGAGAGUGUCCACCAUUCAGUUUUUUACCCUGGACCAGGAGGGCGAAGAGAAGCUGUUGCCACAUAGCAGGCUCUCCCUGCCCCACUGCCCCCUGGACAUGGCCUUUGACCCGGAGGGCCGUCUCUGGGUGCUUAUGGACUCCAGUGAUGCACCACUUCAAAUGUACACACUCAAACAAGACUCCUGGGAGUGUGAUGCUGGGAGCCCUGAACUGAACAGAGUGACUGAAGCCUUCAAGCCACACUUGGAGACACUUGAGGCCUCCACAAGGAUCGACAGCCGCUUUGAGCAUCUGUACAAGGUGAGCUUUGACAAUGUGACGGCAUACCUGCAGAAGAAGCAGCAGAGACUGGAGGAGCAGCAGCUGAAGAGGGUGAUGGCACAGAAAGCAAAUGGCAACAAGAAGGCCAAGAAGGAGACGGCAGAAGCUGGAAUUCAGUCAUCCACCUGAAUGGACACUUUGAGAGAGAACUAUUACUUCCUUUAUGUUUGGUGAUUGUGUCUAAGUUCCAUGUGUGCAUCGAUGAAGCCCGUGGGGAGCAUGUGCCCCUGUAGAGGGAUUUCUUUUUUUUUUUUUAUGUUCUUGAUGAUUUUGAAAAGUAAAUGUUGCAGCUAAGAUUAAACUAUACCUUCUGUUUCUGCCACACUUGCUGAAUGACACAUUAUAUUUGUGAAUGUGCACCUUAUGCCCUCUCCACAGUCACUGCUGCUCCUCACUCUCAACGUCCUGUGCAUUACAUCACAUUUUGUCAUGUUUUUGUUGCAUGAAGUAGACAAGUAGUAGUGUUUUCCAGCUCUCUCAGUGUAACGGAAUUGUUUCCUGGUCUGGACAGUUUUUAAGCGAACUUUCUAAUAAAAAACAAUUUAAAAUAUUGAUAACAUGAUCAAUAUAAUAAAAUUGUA
Cyclopterus lumpus (lumpfish) is the source of this 1741-nucleotide messenger RNA. RefSeq names its product WD repeat domain 4 (gene wdr4). The transcript has 11 exons. Gene Ontology annotation, molecular function: tRNA (guanine(46)-N7)-methyltransferase activity; protein binding. Gene Ontology annotation, biological process: RNA (guanine-N7)-methylation. The coding region runs from base 9 to 1289 and encodes 426 amino acids. The record is from RefSeq and is a predicted model, not a curated record. Gene Ontology annotation, cellular component: tRNA methyltransferase complex; cytosol; nucleus. Lineage: Eukaryota; Metazoa; Chordata; Actinopteri; Perciformes; Cyclopteridae.